This is a messenger RNA of Kockovaella imperatae, 1782 nucleotides long. RefSeq lists its product as hypothetical. Bases 166 to 1608 code for a protein of 480 amino acids. Gene Ontology annotation, molecular function: chitin deacetylase activity. Gene Ontology annotation, biological process: carbohydrate metabolic process. The record is from RefSeq and is a predicted model, not a curated record. Gene Ontology annotation, cellular component: membrane. Lineage: Eukaryota; Fungi; Basidiomycota; Tremellomycetes; Tremellales; Cuniculitremaceae. The transcript has 5 exons.
CCCUCCCUUUGUUUUUGAUCCCGUCCUUCACUGACGCUGUGACCACCAUCCUAUCAUCUCAUCCCUCGUUCUCACUCUCAUCCUUUACUUCACUCUGGCGACUUGACAUCUAACCUUCUGUAGCUUUCAAUUUUGGUCACAUCGCCGACCCAGUGUUCAGCCACGAUGUACACCUCACCCCUCGUCGUCCUCCUCUCACUCGUCUCGGCUGUCCAUGCUCAAUCUAGCGAUGCUAGUUCCGCGGGAGCCACGCCGACUUCCAGUCAAAAUGGAGCUGGGUCAGCACCGACAUCCAGCUUUUCCGUCGAUCCAAAUUUGCCUCAGACCCCAUUGACAAUGGUCGCUGGGCAGACCAUCCCUAAUCUCGCUGAACUCACCUCUGGCGCACCUGUCCAAUCUGGAGUCCCUCUCGCCACGACCUACAGUCAAGGCAUCCAACCAUCUGUUUCCCGUGCGCCUGCUCUCCCUAAUCCCACCUUGACGGUGUCCAACUACCCCGCUUUGGACCUGACGCCACCGACCGAUUCGCCAGAGGUCCAAGAAUGGCUGUCAAAGAUCGACAUGAGCAAAGUACCAAACUAUAGUCAAACGGACGGGACGUGUGCUGGCUCUCCCGGCGCAAUCUCUGAUGGACGUUGCUGGUGGACAUGUGGAGGAUGCACUCGUUCAUCCGACAUUACGAUUUGCCCUGACAAGAUGACCUGGGGUGUCUCAUACGAUGAUGGUCCUUCCCCAUACACUCCGUUGCUGCUCGACUACCUUGCCGCCGUCAACAUCUCCACCACCUUUUUCGUCGUCGGUUCCCGAGUGAUCUCUCGACCUGAAAUGUUACAAGCGGAAUACAUCCAAGGUCAUCAGAUCUCUGUCCAUACCUGGUCUCACUCGUCCAUGACGACAUUGACCAACGAGCAGAUUGUCGCAGAGCUUGGCUGGACCAUGAAAGCCAUUCGAGAUGUUAUCGGUGUGACGCCAAACACCUGGAGACCACCUUACGGAGAUAUUGACGAUCGAGUCAGAGCCAUUGCUGCUCAGAUGGGUCUCACUGCGGUCAUGUGGUCUGCCAUCACCGAGAAUGGAGUCACGACAGACUUCGACACGGAUGACUGGCGCAUUCCAGGUGGUGCUGCCAACGGCCCUUCUUCCUUGUCCAAAUUCAACACCAUCUUGGACACCUAUGUCCCUUCGCUCAGCACCGGAUUCAUUGUUCUCCAACAUGAUAUCUACCAGCAGACGGUCGACUUGGCUGUGGGGUAUGUCAUGCCCAUGGCCAUCCAGUCGGGUAAAUUCACCUUCAAGUCAAUUAUCAACUGUCUUGGAUAUCCGAACUCUGAAGCAUACAUUGAGACCUCUUCCAAUACCACUCAGACUGCCAUCACCUCUGCAGCAUCGACAUUCUACCAAGCUUCCAUAGGUAGUGCGACUGGAGCAGCGGUCACCGCCAGCGGAGUCAGUGCAUCAGGAUCAGCAGGACCGUCAAGCGCUUCGGGAAGCUCAUCAGCAUCUACCAGCGGUGCAGCGACACGUUCCGCCAAUCUUGGAUUACCAGGUCUCGCGCCAGUGGUCGUUUCCUUGCUCGCUCUGGGUCUCGGUGCCGUCAUCAUAGCAUGAUCUGGUCAGCCCUCCCGAGCUCUCUGUGCCCUCAACUCUCAGCUACCCCAGCAUUUCACCCCUAGUCGUUCACUACCUAGUCUGCCAUUUCACUUGUCGAAGCUCCUGUAUCUCCUCCCCUCACGGACUAUUCAUGCAUGAUCUGAUCUGCCGAGCUGCACGUGGCUUCCACGC